ACAGGUUGAUCACAGUGAGGCUGCAGCUUUGAAAGAGUGCAUGAAGGGACGGUAUUUGUGAUUCCACAUGACCUACAGCGCUCCAACAGGAACCAUUGCUGGCACAGUAGAGCCCAGUAGACUGGAGGAGAGGGAGGGAUCUGACGAGGAGCGCCCUUUCCGACUGUCUACAACACCAGCAGGCAGCAUGGGUGAAGAGGGGCCUCCCAGCCUGGAGUAUAUCAAUGCCAAGGACCUGUUCCCCCAGAAGGAGCUGGUGAAGGAGGAUGAAAGCCUUCAGGUGCCAUUCCCAGUUCUUCAGGGGGAAGGGGUGGAAUAUCUUGGCCAUGCCGAUGAAGCCAUCAUUGCCAUUUCUAACUACCGACUCCACAUCAAGUUCAAGGACUCUGUCAUCAACACCUACCCAGGUGUGGACAAUGAGAUAUCUGUGCCUCUCAGGCUGAUCGAGAGCGUGGAGAGCAGAGAUAUGUUCCAGCUGCACAUCAUCUGCAAAGACUCCAAAGUUGUCAGAUGUCACUUUUCAACGUUCAAGCAGUGCCAGGAGUGGGUGAAGCGUCUGAACCGGGCCAUAGCCCACCCGUCCCGACUGGAGGACCUGUUCGCUCUGGCCUAUCACGCUUGGUGUCUGGGAGGCUGCACUGAUGAUGAAGACCAGCACGUUCAUCUCUGUCGCCCAGGUGACCACGUGCGCCAGAGGAUGGAGGUUGAGGUGAAGCGGUUGGGCUUCGACACACAGAACAUCUGGAGAGUGUCGGACAUAAACUGCAACUUCAAGCUGUGUGCCAGCUACCCACAGAAGCUCCUCGUUCCAAUCUGGAUCACGGACAAAGAGCUGGAGAGCGUGGCUUCCUUCAGAUCCUGGAAGAGGAUCCCGGUGGUGGUCUACAGGCACCAGAAGAACGGGGUAGUGAUCGCCCGCUGUAGCCAACCUGAGAUCAGCUGGUGGGGCUGGAGGAACACAGAUGAUGAGUACCUGGUGACAUCCAUCGCCAAGGCCUGUCAGAUGGACACUGGAUCCAAGGUCACCUGUGGGGCACCUGCCUGCCGACAACGCGGGGAAGCUCCCGACUCCUCUGACAGUGAUUUUGACUCGUCUCUGACGGGCGGCUCCGUCUGCGAUGACAACACUGUGCCACAGAAGCUGCUGAUUCUGGAUGCUCGCUCGUACACCGCCGCAGUGGCCAACAGAGCCAAGGGCGGAGGCUGCGAGUGUGAAGAGUACUACCCAAACUGCGAGGUCAUGUUCAUGGGAAUGGCCAACAUCCACGCCAUCCGAAACAGCUUCCAGGCUCUGAGGACGGUCUGCAGCCAGAUCCCCGAUCCAGGAAACUGGCUGUCAGCACUCGAGAGCACCCGUUGGCUGCAGCACCUGUCCGUCAUGCUCAAAGCAGCCACUCUGGUGUGUUCGGCGGUGGAAAGGGAGGGGCGUCCUGUCCUGGUGCACUGUUCAGACGGGUGGGACCGUACUCCACAGAUCGUAGCCCUUGCCAAGAUCCUGCUGGACCCUUACUACAGGACACUAGAGGGUUUCCAGGUGCUCGUAGAGACCGAGUGGCUGGACUACGGUCAUAAAUUUGGGGACCGCUGUGGUCACCAGGAGAAUGCGGACGACGUGAGCGAGCAGUGUCCUGUCUUCCUGCAGUGGCUGGACUGCGUUCACCAGCUGCUCAAACAGUUCCCCUGCCUGUUCGAGUUCAACGAGGCCUUCUUGGUCAAGUUGGUGCAGCACACGUACUCGUGUCUCUACGGCACCUUCCUGUGUAACAACGCCCGAGAGAGGGAGGCCAGGAACAUCUACAAACGCACAUGCUCGGUGUGGUCGCUGCUCCGGAGCGGAAACAAGAACUUUCAGAACUUCCUCUACAUCCCCACUCAUGAUAUGGUGCUGCAGCCAGUCUGCCACACUCGAGCAUUACAGCUGUGGACAUCUGUCUACCUGCCCACCUCCUCCCCCUGCACCGCUGUGGACGACUCCAUGGAGCUCUACCUCCCCCCAAAUGUCACAGGAGACGAACUCAACUACCGCUCCCUGGACAGACUUCCCAAGACGCGCUCCAUGGAUAACCUGCUGUCAGCUUUAGAGAACGGGGUCCCCCUGACACGCACGUCCAGUGACCCCAAUCUCAACAAGCACUGCCAGGAGGGUCGCUCCGCCCCCAAUCCCUCACCAGCUGCAGAAGAAACCUCUGCAGACGUCUCUGAAGAGGCCGAACCUGAGGAGGGACUAGACACCUGUGAGGUGGAACCUCCACAUCAGAGCCCGGCUAAGACCCCAGAGGAUGUUCCUGGUACUGAGAGCUGUGAAGAGGAACCAGAGGAGACCUGUCUCACUACACAGCCACUGCCCUCUCUGCCCCUUCCGCCUGUUCCUCUCAGUACAGACAUAACACUCGCUCACACUCCUUUCCCAGCUCCUGUACUCCAGCAGGCUGUGCUUCAGAUAACUAAUCCUCCACAACCACCACCUCCACCUCCACCUGAGGCUGAGAGCCCCUGUAGGACUGCAGAAAGCCCCACAUCACCCUCUCAUAAAUCAGAGCCGUGCUUACCUCUUCCCUGCAACGGCACACAACCUGCAGUCCUUGCACCCAGCUCGCUGCUCAACGGCCACACUGACAGCCUCUCAGAGUCUGCAGACCUGCUGGCUCUGAAGCAGCUCACACCACUCCUUCCCAUGGAGGACUCCACCGAGACUCUCACAGGAGAGGGAGAGCUUCCUCCUGUCCUGCCUCCCACAGUGAGCCAGGAUCUGACCCAGAAUCAUACGGAGGAAGAGGAGCUGCCUGAGCCACAGCCACCGGUUGAGCUUAAGACGGAGAAGGAGAAAGAGGACAUGAGGGCAGAUGUAGUGAAAGGACGAGAGCGCAUGCUAACUGUCGCCCCUGUAGAUUGCGCCCAGGUUGCAGCUCGCCAUCUGAUCACGCAGAGCCAGCUGUCAGACCUGUCCCUGCUCGGCUCCCACUGGGAGAGCGUCCAGGGUUUGGUCCAGUCCGCCUGCAACAGUCACUCAGUCGUUGGCCGAGCCUUGCAAAACAACAGUUACCAGAGCCGGCGUCUUGCAAGUAAGCUGCUCCGCUCACAGGGCUUCUCACUCGCCAACGGGUCCCAAUGCUGCCGCAGAGAGGCUCUGUGUUGUCCCAGCAGCCCCCUGCAGCCUGCAUGGCUGUCUGCUGCCAGAACCACAGGCUACUCCGGCCUGUGUGGCCCCGCUGCUGCCGCUGCCGCCGCCCUUAGCGGCUACUCCCUGGCAGGCCAUCAGCUCCUUCCUGCUUCAUUUUCCUCCCCCUCAUCGUCCAGCUCCCCUCCCCCUCCCCAAGCCCCGUCUUACCUGGACGACGACGGGCUGCCGGUGCCCAUGGACGCCGUGCAGCAGAGACUGCGGCAGAUCGAGGCGGGCUACAAGCAAGAGGUGGAGGUGCUGAGGCAGCAGGUACGACAGCUGCAGAUGAGGCUGGAGAGUAAACAGUUCAGCACUCCUCCAUCAGAGCCAGACAUCGACUACGAGGACGACAUUACGUGUCUGCGUGAGUCAGACAACAGUAACGAGGAGGACUCUCUGUCCACCCACAGUGAGGACCGUCUGUCUGAAGGCAGCUGGGACAGAGUGGAGCCCAAAGACACAGAGGUCACGAGGUGGGUGCCCGACCACAUGGCCUCCCAUUGUUUCAACUGUGACUGUGAGUUCUGGAUAGCCAAGAGACGUCACCACUGCAGAAACUGUGGCAACGUUUUCUGUAAAGACUGUUGUCACCUGAAGCUGCCGAUCCCGGACCAGCAGCUGUACGACGCCGUGCUGGUCUGCAACACCUGCCACGACCUGCUGCUCGAGUCCCGCACCCGUGAGAUCCGCAGCCAGCAGCUCAAGAAGGCGAUCGCCACUGCCUCCAGCUGAGACGAGCGUGCUGCAGCUUGGCCCGCCUCGGCUCUGUCCUGCUCUACGGACUGACGAGCUGAGCGCCCUGUUGUGACCCUCAACUUGCUGUGGUUUUGGCUGUGGAGGGGGAAUGGGAGGCAGAGUUUUUACUCUGUUGGUGGCUCGACUUUGGAGAAGGAGACGCACUGUGAGAGCGUCUGAGAUGGGGAGUGUCAGCGGGGGACGAAUCCCUUCAGAGAUAUUUUCAGCCUGCAGCGCUGCAGCGUCCGGCUGCCCCCACGCGGCUCAGUCCUCUAUCGGUGCCCUGUCCCGAGACCACCUCCAACCUGUCCACCCCUGCAGAGUCACCUACUUUAAGCACCAAACACCUGCACCCUCCUCACAGACACCGUCUCGCACCUCAGAGGACAAUCGCUCACACUUUCGGCGUGUCGGGGGACUCCAAAGCCUUUCCCUGUACUACUGGAGGCUUUCAACUUUAAAAAGAAAAGAAAAUUGCUGCUACAGUAUUUAAAAGUCUAAUUUUGUAUUCUUAUUUUGUGCACUACUAGUUGUCGUGUGUUUUGAGGGAAUCUGAGACCAAACUUGAGCAAAAAGGGAGAAAUCUGCUGUUUACUUUGUCAUCGCGUCGUUUUUCUUGGAGCCUGAAUGUAAAAAUGUAAUGGGGGUUAACUGGAUCGACUUUAUGUUCCUGUGCAUUUGAUUGGUCGUAUAUGUGUGUUCAUUGCUGCAAUGUGUUUUCAAAGAGUUCUAUAUAUAUGCACAGUCAGUGUGGUUCUGUCUCUAUCAAUGCUUUCCUGCAGUAUAGCCACGAUGCUACAUUCUGGGGGGGCUGUGUGCGGACAGAUGGAUGCGAUGCAAUGUGUCGUUUGCUUUGUGGGACGUGUGCUUGAUGUGUCAAGAGGAAGAGAAGCCGGGGGAUGCUGGGAGGCGUUCUGUUAAGUCUCCUUCUGAUCUGAGAAAAUGUGAAUUGAAGGUUCUGUGGUUGGUUUUUUGUUCCUGAAUGAGCGGCUCGUUGUCCUCCUGAAUGAUGAUGACUCCUCAGAGUGUGAAGACUGAACUAAGUGCUCGGAGUUUCUCGUUUUGUUUCGGGGGUGUUUGGCCACAGUCCCCCCUCCCCCCCUUUAAAAAAAAAAACUGUGUUGGUGUCAGCUGGUUGUUCUUUGAGACAAUAGUGCCAUAUUCUGUUCUGUCUAUUUUAAAGCCUUUUUUCUUUCUUACAGACGGCAGCAGGUUUCUAAUUGGCCACUUCUCUUUGUGUUUGGAUGGUACGGAUAGUUAGCUGCUUAAUAACACUGAGAUGACAAAAGAUUUAACAGGAAGCUCAGACGGAUGAUCGGAACGUCACUAAAUUAGUCAAACUGUGUGUCUAAUAUUUGGGAUUUUUCCACACGGUCUUCAUGAAGUCAAAAUGUAUCAAAGGAAGUCAGACAUGUAACAUACAUAGUUAUCUGAUCCGUAGUGGUGGCUAAAACCUGUCACUUAAUGAAUAAUUGUUGUAAAGAAAUGCACUGUAAAAGUUAAAUCCCAUGGGUUAAAAUAAAAGAUUAUAUCAUG
Messenger RNA from Labrus mixtus (cuckoo wrasse), 5431 nucleotides. RefSeq names its product myotubularin related protein 4 (gene mtmr4). The coding region runs from base 68 to 3892 and encodes 1274 amino acids. The transcript is spliced from 20 exons. The record is from RefSeq and is a predicted model, not a curated record. Gene Ontology annotation, biological process: regulation of autophagy; dephosphorylation. Gene Ontology annotation, molecular function: phosphatidylinositol-3,5-bisphosphate 3-phosphatase activity; protein phosphatase binding; metal ion binding. NCBI's taxonomy places the organism in Eukaryota, Metazoa, Chordata, Actinopteri, Labriformes, Labridae.